AUGCUGACCUUACAAGUACAACAACACAGUAGCUUCAUCUCUCUUAACGACAAGCUCAGAAGUUUUGGCAAUGUCUUCAAGAGAAGUGGCGGCGGAUUAGUAGUCACUGUAAUGUCCAAAAAGAGAGACUUUCCGGAGAAUUCAAACGAGAAACGACCCGUUUUGCAAAUCAAAGUCCCCAACACAAUCCUCGCUCGAUCUGCGAUCGCUGUUCUUGGUUUAGGAUUCGUCGAUGCAGGGUAUAGUGGUGAUUGGUCAAGAAUAGGUGCCAUCUCCAAAGAAACAGAGGAAUUGUUGAAGAUUUCUGCUUUUCUUGUUGUUCCUCUCUGUAUCUUUCUCGCCUUAUCAUUUUCCAAUGAAUCAACUGAUUAG
This is a messenger RNA of Microthlaspi erraticum, 372 nucleotides long. NCBI's taxonomy places the organism in Eukaryota, Viridiplantae, Streptophyta, Magnoliopsida, Brassicales, Brassicaceae. The record is from the annotation of a GenBank genome assembly.